CGGAAGUUCAAACGUCUGUCAAUGACACCGGAAGUAAAUAAAUAUUUGACCUUUUCAGCCGCCAUCAAAAAAAGCAUUCAAGAUGGUUCGAAUGAAUGUACUGGCCGAUGCUCUCAAUAACAUUACUAUGGCAGAGAAACGUGGCAAACGACAGGUCUUGAUUAGGCCGUCUUCCAAAGUCAUCAUUCGGUUUUUGUCGGUGAUGAUGAAACAUGGUUAUAUUGGUGAAUUUGAGAUAGUUGACGAUCAUCGAGGAAACAAGAUCGUUGUCAAUCUUACUGGCAGGUUAAACAAGUGUGGUGUAAUCAGUCCUAGGUUUGACAUAUCUAUUCGUGAUAUGGAAAGAUGGACAACAAAUCUCCUGCCCUCUAGACAGUUUGGUUUCAUUGUGUUAACAACUUCUGGUGGUAUCAUGGACCAUGAAGAAGCGAGAAGGAAACACUUAGGAGGGAAGAUUCUUGGAUUCUUUUUCUGAUAAAUGUGACAAAAAGAGACAAGAGAAUGGGAUGUGUCAACUGAUGUUGAUUCAUGGCCUUUCAAUAAAACCAGGCCAAAUAAAAAA
Molecule: messenger RNA, 562 nt
Organism: Gigantopelta aegis
Lineage: Eukaryota; Metazoa; Mollusca; Gastropoda; Neomphalida; Peltospiridae
Product: 40S ribosomal protein S15Aa
Exons: 5
Coding region: 83-475 (130 amino acids)
Biological process (GO): translation
Cellular component (GO): cytosolic small ribosomal subunit; ribosome
Molecular function (GO): structural constituent of ribosome
Source: RefSeq, a predicted model, not a curated record